This is a messenger RNA of Chaetomium fimeti, 1937 nucleotides long. RefSeq lists its product as uncharacterized. The transcript has a single exon. The record is from RefSeq and is a predicted model, not a curated record. Bases 75 to 1937 code for a protein of 620 amino acids. Lineage: Eukaryota; Fungi; Ascomycota; Sordariomycetes; Sordariales; Chaetomiaceae.
CAAUCCAAGACCAGGAAAUCGGAGACUAGUCCUAUUAUACGUGGACUUGUAUUAUUGUAUACCCACUUUGGACUAUGGCGUACGUCCCCGCCCACACGUCGUCGUCGCCAUCGCCAUCGGCGCCCCCGCUCCUGCAACUCACGCCAGAAAUUCGGCUGCUCCUUUACCGCUACUUGGGGUUGGCAUCGUGGAACGGCCGGCCGUAUAAGUUCGACUUGCGAGGCGGACGAGCCAGCUGCAGGAGGUACGCAACCUGCCCGGCCGUCCCGAUCGAUUUUCAUGGCCUUCUAAUCUCAUGCCGCACCAUCUACUCCGAGGCAGCUGCCUUGCUUUACUCGGCCAACAGCUUCGUUGUCCACAAUUAUGACCCUGCCCAGUUACCAGGGCUCCACUCCCUUUGUGCGCUCACCGAGCCGUCGCUCCGGUCGCUCUCUCAGCUCAAGAUUGUCCUUAACGAGGCGGCCUGCCACAAUAGAGUGACAAAAAACGACUGCAACGAGACUUGCUGCUGCCAGGACCGCGACGAGUACGACUGGUCGUCCUUGCUGUGGUGCCGGCAGAAGCACUGCGAUAUUCACCAGGCCCCGCUCCUAAGCGAUGGUGCCAUGUCGGCCGACGACGACGCGUGGCGGCGCGCCUGGCAUUCCGCCGCCGCCCAGCUCUUCUCUCGUGUUGCUCCCGGCCGCCUCGCCCUCUCGCUCGUGUGCGAUAUCGACCCGCAGCACCCGCUAGCGCUCGAUCUCGCCGAGUCUAUUCUCGCGCCCUUGUACCUCCUUCCUCGCUCUUACCUCUCCGAAUGCCGGAUUCGGCUGGCCAAGACGCCGAACGGGCCGCUCCAGCAGCUUGCUCGAGAUGCCGCUGUGCACGCCUGCGGGCUGCCCACCCCUGUUCCGCACGCCUCCCCAAAACCGCUCGGCGCCCCGGCCACCGCCACCCUGGCCAGCCUCCCGCGCGAGCUCCACGUCCGCAUCUUGGAGUACACCGACCUAGUCGCACCGCGGAGGCAGGUAGUAUGGAGCCGACAGGACCGUGCGUAUGUGGUGCUCCGCUUCCGGCGCGUAGCAGAGCCACCCCCGACCCCGGAUGAGGCGCACGGCGAGCAGUUCUUCGAGUGCUACCGCGAUAGACCGGAGGGCUGCUUCUGCCGGCGCCGCCACGCCGUCUUUUCGUUGCACUGCACCUGCUGGGCGCCGCCGGGGCCUGCGCUCUUCCUCGUGUGCCGCACCGUGUCCCAGGUGGCCCAGUACGUCUUCUUUUCCCGCAACCGGUUCAUCAUCCACGACUACAAGGCGUACCCGGUCUGGCGGCUGCCGUCGCUACAACUGGGGUCCUCCGCAGGCCCGGGCGAGCUGCCCGACUCCUACCCGUUCGAGAAAUUCGCCGCCUCGGAAUUCCUCCGCGACGUGGUGCCCGCGUCUGCCCUCGCCUACCUCCGCUUUCUCGAGCUGGUCUUCCCACCCUACCCCUCUACGCUCUGGCCCGGGCCGGAACACCCGGCAGCACGGGACUGGCGAGCCACAGUUGGCUGGCUCCGGGGUGGGCUCAGCCUGCCGGCGCUCACGCUGCGGGUGAUAGUCAUGGACGAGAGCAACGGGACGCCGAACCGCGCCGGCGCAGCCACGGCCGAGGAGGCAGCGGCGCUACUGAGGGCGUACGCUGAUCUCGUGCGGCCGCUCCGGGGGCUGGCGGAGCCGCCCGGCCUCGCGCGGUUCUACGCCCACUUCCGGCACCCUUGGGAAACGGCCUGGGACGACGAGCUCGAUUACCCGCCGCGGUGCGGCCCGUGGUACGACCCGUGGUUUCACAAAAGAGACCUCAAAGAACGCCUCGAGCGCUACGUCAUGGGCGCGCGGUACGAGAGCCUGUAUGCGGAUGACAGGAAGGAGCCGGCGCCCAGCGAUUGGGAUCUGAUGUACUUUGCUAAUCGCGGGUGGUGA